This is a messenger RNA of Menidia menidia (Atlantic silverside), 9314 nucleotides long. Lineage: Eukaryota; Metazoa; Chordata; Actinopteri; Atheriniformes; Atherinopsidae. The record is from the annotation of a GenBank genome assembly.
UGUCUUUUAACCACACACAUUGUUGUUCUGUUAAGUUGACUCUAUUGAUAAAAUGUGAGUUAAAUGACCAAAGUUUACUCCCUUCUCUACCUGUUUCCCACAGCGUGUUUCUAAGGAUGAAGCCAAUCUCAUGGGAUAGCCAUGUUUUAUCUCCAUGACAGCUAUAUCACUCAGCCCUCUCUGCAGUGACCUCCUGCACAGCAAAGGAUGCUGGGAAAUAAUGAGCACUUUUAUCCCGGUCAGGAUGACAAAGAUGGGGAGGAUGAGGAGGAGGAAGAGGAGCAAAGAAGAGAAAAAAGACAAAACAACGAUGGACGCAAGAAGGAGAAUGGAGGAUUAGAAGGUCUGGUCGAUAAAGAAAUGACGGGAGGACGGCAGUCCUGGGAAGGGAAAGGUGGUGAUGUGGUAAAACCGGCAGCCAUUGUGGUUGGUAGACAGAGAGUGGACCGAACACUGAGGCCAGGUAACCUGGGCAACAGGGGAAUCCCUCACAUGACCAAUCAGGCUCCACAACAUCAUCAAGCAGCCAACAAGCAGCAGCAGCAGCAGCAAAUAGCAGCAAAGCGACGAGCUCAAAUGGAGCGCAGCAUGACCACAGCGGGCCCCAUGGAGGACGGCUUCCUGACCAUGAUGGUGUUCCGCAUUGGAAUACCUGACAUCAAACAAACAAGGUGCCUCCAGUUUGACCAGGACUGCACGGUGUGGAGCGCUAAACAGCAGAUCAUCUGCUCCCUGGGGGAGUCCCUGUGGGAUGUUUACAACUACGGACUUUUUCAACCUGCUGGUGAAGGACGGGAUGCCAAGUUUCUGGAAGAGGAGCGGCCCCUUCGGGACUACGCUCGGACCUUUGAGAAAGGGGUUCCAUACCUGGAGUUUAGGUACAAAACCAGAGUUUACAAACAGACGAACCUGGACGAAAAGGCUCUCUCCAAACUCAGCACUAAGGCGAGUCAAAAGAAGUUUCUGGAUUAUGUUCAGAGUGGAGCAAUGGAGAAAAUGGCAAAGGUCCUUGAUAAAGGCCUUGAUCCAAAUUUUCAUGACCCUGACAACGGAGAAACCCCACUCUCUGUGGCCAUGCAGUCCGGCUUGUCAGUGGAGGGCCUCAGGCUGCUGGUUCUGGGCGGCGCUCACAUGGACUUCAGGACUAGAGAUGGCCUAACUGCCGUGCACAAAGCUGUCCGAGCUCACAACCAUACCGGACUGCUGGCUCUCUUGUCCCUCGGAGCUUCUCCAGAUUACAAAGACCGGUGUGGCCUGACUCCGCUGUACCACACUGUGCUGGCGGGGGGCGACACUUCCUGUUGUGAGACCUUGCUCUACUACAGGGCAAAACUGGGGACAAGGGAUGAGAAUGGUUGGGAUGAAUCUCAUCAGCACAGGGAUGAAGAUGAGUUUGGAAUGGAAGAAAUUCAUAAGGCUUGCCAGAAUGGCUUUGCACAACACUUGGAGCAUCUGCUGUUUUAUGGGGCAGACAUUGCUUCUCAAAACGCCUCAGGGAACACUGCACUUCACAUUUCAGCCCUGUACAAUAAGGCAAGUCUGACGAAAGCUGUGCCCGUGUUCUUUUGUACCGGGGAGCAAAUAAAGAAGCAAAGAAUAAGCAUGGUCAAACUCCUUUUCAGGUCAACUGAGAAACAGAUUGUCGCUGUAGUGUCUGGUCACUUUGAACUUGGGGAGAUCAUCAAAAACCACAAAGAUUCUGACGUAGUACCCUUCUUGGAAUCGCCAAAGUUAGUCCCCAAGCGCAGAGAGAGCGCCCACACUCUGCCUCUCCCCUUGCUUCAUUCCCACCCCUUGCUGCGUGCCAACAGCGAUAACACUACGACCCAGUCUGACCCGCUGACCCUACCCAACAAGCCCUCAACCAAUCCUAACCCAGCACAGGGCCAGCGCAGAGCCUCCAUAGGUGUGAGAAGCUCCAGCAGCCCCAGAACCCGCACCCGGUCUCCCUCCAGAGGGAGAGGAGGCCAAAGUGACACGGAGGAGAGGCACCGGCAGCCAAGAGGCAGACAGGGUGCAACCUCGGCAGCCAGUGGCGGAGGUCAGAUGAAGCGCAUGUACAGCGCCGUGCCGGGGCGCGUGUACGUGGCCACACGGGCCCACUCUGCUAGUGGGGACAGGGAGCUCUCAUUAAACAAAGGGGACAAAGUUAAAGUUCUAAGUGUGGGAGAAGGGGGCUACUGGGAAGGAACGGCGAAAGGACGCACCGGCUGGUUUCCUGCUGACUGUGUCCAGGAGGUGGCUGCUCCCAGUAAAGAUAAAGAGACGCGCAGUGAGAAAGCCAAGAGGAAGCUUUUCCGUAACGUGACAGUAGGAGCUUACGACGGCACUGACGGGCCCAGUGACUACAUUAUUAAGGAGAAGACAGUGCUCCUACAGAAGAAAGACAAUGAAGGCUUUGGCUUUGUGCUUAGGGGAGCCAAAGCUCAGACUCCCAUAGAGGAGUUCACUCCAACGCCAGCAUUCCCCGCGCUGCAGUACUUGGAGUCUGUUGAUGAGGGGGGGGUGGCGUGGAGAGCUGGCCUGAGGAUGGGGGACUUCCUCAUUGAAGUGAACGGCCAGAAUGUGGUGAAGGUUGGUCACCGGCAGGUUGUCAAUAUGAUCAGACAGGGCGGCAACAGUCUGAUGGUAAAGGUUGUGAUGGUUGCUCGAAAUCCUGAACUGGAGGACACUGCUCGGAAGAGAGCGCCGCAGCAGACCAAAAGACUGACUCCUCCUGCCAUUGCCCUGCGCUCCAAGUCAAUGACAUCAGAGCUAGAAGACAUGGGUGAGAUGAUUGCUAGAGCAAAAAUCCUUCACGCCAUCACAUAUGUCUUAACUGCCUCACCAUGGAAAAAGAAAGCAGAAUAUGAGUCUUCUCAGGGUCCUGAUAAGAAGAGAACAGUCUAUCAGAUGGCGCUAAAUAAACUGGAUGAAAUAUUGGCAGCAGCCCAAAACACUAUCACAUCAGACAACCAGGGCCAGAGAGGUCAUGGAGGCAAGAGGGACCGGAGCAAGAGUAUUGUUCCCAAUGUCUCGAUUGAGCAACCCUAUGAGCAGCAGUCUUCAGUGAACCUGGGGCAAACUGGACCAAGUUUUGGCUACAACCAAGCUCACUUUCAGCCAGGCCAUGGGCCUCAGCAUGCAGUGAUGAUGCGACAAAAAUCUAUCGGUGUAACAGAGGAGGAGAGGCAGCACCUUCAUCCACCUGCUAUGAAGCUAGCUCGCAGUUUAUCAGUGCCAGGACCAGAGGACAUCCCCCCACCACCAAACACAUCUGCCCCUGAGCCACCUCUAUCUGCAGGUCCCCAUCCUGGAAGGGGGCCUGCUAUGCCCAUUCCCCCUGUAUCUCAAGCCCACUACCAGCCCCACUCUCAGUCAGGGCAUCCUGCCCAAGUUGGCUGGGAGAGGGGGGGGGCUGGGGGGAUGAGUCAGCAGGUCAUGGUACCCACCCUCCGUAGGCAAUCAGAAGGACUGUGUAUCAGAGAGCCAGAUGUGCCUAGGAGAGGUGGUGGUAAGAUGGGAGGUUUGCGGAGAGGCUAUAGCAGUGCUACACCUCCAACAAGUGCUAAACCUAAGGCCCAGCAGGCGCAGCAACAGCCCCAGCACUUACCUAACAGGGAGCAAGGUGGAGGGGUUAGCAGGGGAAUAGCAAGAAGGGGUGGUCGGGGAGCAUUGAUGAAGCAAUCAAAAGUGGAAGACGGGCUGAGACAGCACAGAGGAAAGGGAGGUGCAGCCAAAGAGAAAAGCUCCAUCCCCAUCCCUACCAUCAUUGUCAAAGCACCCUCAACCAGCAGUAGUGGCCGAAGCAGCCAGGGUAGUAGCAUGGAGGCAGAGCCUACUCCGGAUGCGGAAGACCAAACCACUGGUGACACAGCCUCAGAAAGCCCUAAUACAAGCUUACCAUCUCCACUCAAUCCCUUGCCCCUUCAAUCCACGACAUCCACUUCCUUGCCUUCAUCGACUGUUGCACCUUCUGUUUCUUCGCAACAACAUCUGGAGAACGUGGAAUACACCUCAACUUUUGGUACUUCAUUUGGGGGCGGGGCACGCAGGGAAAGAGAACGUUUCAGAGAUAUGAGACGAAAGAGUGCUUCUUUCUUCCUUUCAUCCGAGGAGGACAUCCAAGGGGAGGCAGGAGGAGGAGCAGGAGAAGGAGGAGGUGCACUUGCAACCCAAAUCCAACCUUUACAGGGCUCACAAAUGGAAGUGCCCACCCCUCGGCUUCGGCCUUCUAAAUCUAUUGAUGAGGGCAUGUUUUCUGGAGACAACUAUGUGAAUUAUUCCAGCAGCAUGCCCCCAGCCUUUGGCCUUCCUGAGUACUCUUCCCCUAUCCUUAGUCAGGAUGGUCAACCCAAGUCAGCACCCUCAGUGUAUGGCCCCCAGCCUACUACUACCUUCAUUCACCCACUCACAGGAAAAGUUCUGGAUCCCUCAUCCCCUCUUGGUUUGGCCUUGGCUGCAAGAGAGAGGGCACUAAAGGAUGACCGCAGAACACGUAGAGAGGAAAGACACUUUGGUCGGCAGAUGUCCACUGUGGGAGCAUUCCCAACACCUGUUCAGACCCCAACACCAUCGCUUUUUGCAACCCCAACACAAUCAGCCUACACUUCUCCGGUCUCUCUUCAACUAAACUCACCCACCACCACCACCUCACCUGCUUUGAGCCGGCCACAGUCACCAAGAAUUUUGCGUUUGGGAGGAGGAGGUGGGGAAAGAAUUGAGAGAGAGAAGGAGGGGGGACCAAGAGAGGGUCUUCGAGUUCGUUUCUCAGAGGACAGAACUAACCAGUAUUCAUCCCAGUACUACCAACACAGCAGCAGGGAGAGAGACAAGGAGGCGUACGACAAUAGACCUGCACCACCCAUUCACCCUCCUUCCCCACCAGCUCAACCUGCCCCUCGCAGACCCACCUAUCUACAAAUGGUAAACACCCCCAACACCAGCUAUAUUCCUCAGUACACUGUCCCUACAGCCCCAUCAGAGACUAAUGACUUGGGAGAAGCCAGAGCUGGGACUAGCGGAGGCCUGGGACUAAUGGUUUUACCUCCACCAGCUCCAUCAAUUGAUGCAGAUGAAGAGUUUGUCUUUGCCGAUCCCCUACCCCCUCCUAUACAGUUUGCUAAUGGAAAGCACGAGAGAGCCCAGGAUUAUGCUCAGCUUCAUCAACAGCAGACUCAACACUCUGCCGCUGUUGCCCCACCUCUUCCACCUCCUCUUCCAUCUGCCAAGCCCCCAAAUGCUCCUCAGAGCUCCUCACAAGGUGGUGACUCUGCUGCUUCUAGCCUAACGUCUUAUGACAGUGAGGUAGCCAACCUCACACAGUCAGCUUUUUCUCCAUCUUAUCCAUCCCCACAGAUAUUUGCCCCCUCCUCCACUAGCACCUCAUCUGCUGCCCUGCCUACUACCACACUCCACAGACCACAGCCAAUGUCCCAUUCUCACCCCUAUUACAACAGUUCAAACGAUGCCUCAAUAGGUGUUAGCACCCCGGCCAAGGACAGAGGCACAGCCACCCUUACUACAACCAUGACAUAUGCUACCACUACCAUGACGGCCACUGCUGCUGCAACAACCACUACAACCUCUCCAGCAUCUUCUGAUUACAGUAUGACCAUGGCUGGGACAAAGGCCGGUCUCAUUGCUGGUGUGAAAGCUGCUGACCACACACAUCACACCACACCUACACCCAAAAGUGGAGACUGGCAAGACGCUGUAGUAGAUUCUGGAAUAGAAGAGCUAGACAGUCACAGCAGUAGCGACCAUCAUUUAGAAAUGCUGGGACUGAGUGGGUUACGAGGAGACAGAGGAGGGGUUGGAGGAGAUGGGCAAGGAAUGGAGGAAGAAAAAGGUGUUGAACAUCAGGAUCCUUAUUCAGGAGGGCACAUGUUUGAGGUUCACAGCGCAAAAUUGGCAAACCCUGUUUUUCCAAAGAUGACUCAUUUCAAGGACGGGGGAGGGAGGGGUACACCUAUAGCACUGCGAAGGCAGAGCAGCACCAACCCUGCUCCUUUGCAGUUGCACAGACAAAGCAACCCUGAAAUUUCUGGUUUUGACGGAUCUCUUGUUGACGAGAAGAAGCACAAGCAGGGUCGCUCAAAAAUGGAGGAUGGCUUUAGCUCGGCCCUGGCUGCCUGCUUGGAGAGGCCCUUGGACUCUCGAUCAGUCGUCUGGGGGGAGAUUGGCGAACACGAGCAAGGGGGAGUCCAGAGAGGGAGUUUUGUUUUGGAAGGCCGCAGAGUUCACUCACCUUUUUCAGGCGUGAAAGCCAGCAUCAUCAAUGAGCUGAGUUCCAAGCUGCAACAGAUGGGUAGCAUGAAGAGCAUGGAUGACUGGAGUCAUGUUCCAAAGUCACCUACCAAGCAUAGGUACUCAGCAGAUUUCACUGAUGCUUUUCACAGUCCGCCCACUGGUCGAUCCACCUCACCACUGCCCACCUCGUCCCCACAGCAUCGUCAGAUCCUGACACCCAACCUUUCAGCCACUCCCUCGGUCUCACCUUCUCCUCAAGUCCAAGUUCAGCGCAAUUGGAACCGAUCACCUUCUCCGCAAAUGCCUACCUCCCCGGUACAUUCACAUCCUCCCCACUCUCCCACCUACUGUCCAUACCCAACAUCACCUAAGCACAGGUCCAAGUUUCGCCGGCAGACUUUUGAUUUUCAAUGCAGCCCCACUAAGGAGAUGCGCUCUUCGGUCUCCAGGCGCCGGGCUCCCAGCCCUCUCAUCUAUAACACUGAGCAGUCCAACCCAACUCCUCCAAGGCCCUCCUCUCUUCCUAUUCUUCCUACCACACCUGUCUAUAACAGUCCAUUUGACUUUCCUGGCCCUCUCACUCCUCCAUCUCCAGGCCUCCCUUUAGGAGACCCCUACCAGGCAGCAACGCCUCCGCUUUUUUCCCCAUCUAGUGCACCAAGUCCUAACCCCAUGCUUGUCUCACGCUCUCUCUCCCCCACUCAUUUUCUCUCUGGAGCCUCCUCCCCCAUGCAUCUACCACCCAGUCCUUCAUGUCUCAACUACCCCCACCUAAACGCUCCUCCACCAGCCAAACCGUUUGCCAUCAAACCUCUACCCUACUGGACCAAGUACGACGUGGCCGACUGGCUGGUUUAUCUAAAUCUGGGUGAACACAGAGAGCGUUUUAUAGACAAUGAGAUAGAUGGAUCUCACCUGCCUUCACUUACCAAGGACGACUUCUUGGACCUGGGAGUGACUCGUGUGGGGCAUCGAAUGAACAUCGAGAGGGCACUCAAGAAACUCACUGACAGGCGGCUCUCAUCUCCUUUGCAUGUCACUUCUUCUCCCCGAGACACAGACUGAGAGAGUGAGGGGGUGAUUCAAAGAUGAAAGAAAGGGAGAGACAAAUUGACAAAGACGAACCAUAACAGAAGAUUUGCAAGAGAAGAACAGUGGACAUCUUCAGGUUGUGUUUAACAUAGACUACGGGGUAGAUAAGUGAGAGAGGUGUUGUCUUGCAAGUUUGUUAUAUCACGUGUAGAGAUUGCUGUUGUGAAGUUUGUAGAGUGGGUAUAAAGAAAGUAAAAAUUUCUUUAGAUGAAGAUCUUCUCCUGAAAGUAUACUUAAAAACUUUUGAUGGGCAGGCUUUUAAUUAACACACUGUUUCGUGCUGUCAAAAGAGAAACACACACUCAUUCUCACGCACACUGACAGAUGGAGUCUUACACCAUCUGCUGCUUAGCAGCAAUGAGAAAACUCAAGUCUGAAUUUAAAGACAGGUUUGAAGAAAUGCUGCUUAAAGGCUAAGACCCACCUAAAUGUUAGUUAUUACGGUUGACAUGGAAACUCUGGUGGCUGAGGUAGUAACUGGUGAACACAGAGACAGGAAAGCCACAUCCCAACAUUAGCUUUGUAGCUUUAACCAGAGUGUCAAAUGGCUGUGAGUGCUGGAGCCAAAGUCAAGAUAUGAGAGAUAAAGUUUUUAUUUGUAAAUUAUGAUAGAAAGAACAAUAGGCAAAAAUAGUGCUGUUUUUAUGUGUGCCAUAUUCUCCCAGACGACGCCCCAAGAAGCUUUGUAUGUUUGUACUUUGCGAGCGCUAAAUAUAUCUUAUAUGUUACAUGAAAUUCACUAUUAGUAUAAUCAUUUGUUUUGUAAGAAGUGCUAAUAGCAAUCAUUCAUCUCAGACUGGUCAGGGUAUUUAUAACUGUUGAAAAUAACUUUGUGAAUAAUGAGGACAUCAAAAUAUUGAGAAAACCUUGUUGUGAAAUUAACCUUUUUUUAUUGUUUUACUGAUUAUUCUUCAGAAAACAAAGGUCGUCAGAAAUCCAAGGAAUUAUUAAAGUGAAAUUCAAUAGGGUUAGCAGGUCAUUUGACGCCACGUUUUUUAAGAGUUUAUUGCUGUUAAUGACCUAGCACGGGUCGAGGGAUGGAUUCAUCCUUUUUGAUGCCAUAUUGUUGACCGCGCUCUUUCACAUAGCAGGUGCAGUGAUCAAAAAGGGCUUUUUACUGCUUCUCUGUCUGCCUGACUUCCUCAACCUUCUGCCUCUGUGAGUCAGUGUGUCUGAUUUUGUGUAUGAAUGUUUGUCAGCUUGCUUUGGUAGCCAAAUGUUUCCCCUGGCCUACACCUUCCCCUUUCAACUGCCUUUUUCCAAAGCACAUUUCUACUGCUCAGAAAACAUAGGUUUUGUUGUUGUUUCUUUGAUUUUUUUUCACCAGUUGACAAUCCCAAUGUUUUACUGUCAAGCAUAUUAAGUCAUUUAAAGUAACGUUCUGACCCGCAUUUUACAAAAAAAAUCCUAAUUUCAUAACUUAAAUUGCAGUAUGUGAAACAUAUAGGAAAGCAGGCACAUCCUGGAUUUAUUAACAUGCCUGUGCAGCGGUUCCCCAGAAUGGAUCCAACUGUGGGGCAAGAAUCACACAAUUUAUAGAUCUGUACGUAUUGAUGACAAUAAUCAUAACAAUAGUUCAGUAAAGAUUCUAAUAAUUAAGUAUGUAAACACUCUUUAGAAUCUCUGUCUUCCAAAUAGUGUGGACAAAUUAUUCAAUGCUUUGUUUGUUUAUUUUCUUUUGGGUUGUCAGAAAAUGCUUUCUAUACUGCUUGCCUCAAGUGGACACCAGUGAAACUGACAUGUUAGUUCAAUGCAUAUUCUCUCAUUGCAAGCACCAAACUAUGUUUUUUUUUUCAUGGUGAGUUGCCCCAAUGCAGACUCAUGUCGAAUGCUAUUCUGAGAGGUGCAUGCACUGAGCAGUAGUGUAGAAAGCAUUACGACUAAGAAUUAAGAGUAUUUUAGGUCUAGUGAAAUGCAUAAUGAAUAUGACUACAUACAGUAUGAGCGUAAGUAUGCAGAUAUAUAUAUAUAUAUAAAUGAAUAUAUAAAUA